AUGGAACCUGCAUGCUGAUGGAUACUAAUUGGGUUCGUUACAAGCUGGUUUUUUUAAAUGCAAGGCAGCAAGAGACUUGUUCCACAGGCCACAAGAAAAAAGAUGGUGCAAAGACUUCACCCUCAUUCAGCUGAAGUCAGUCUGGGGUGGGAGGGAGCAGAGGAUUUGGAGAGACAGAAACAGAACUGCAGAGUCCCUGGGUCUGGGGAAAGGGGACAGACCACAGUUUUUCUUUCUUUUUUUUUUUUAACCAUUAAAUAUUUUAUAUGGCAUAGUAAAAAGAAUAACUUAACUGGUAAGCAUAACAAAAAUAAUACACCCUCUGAAAAUAAGUAAAAUAUAAAAUGCAGACCACAGUUUUUCUGGCAACUUUCACUCCCCUAGAGACAGAUCUGUGUCCACAGCUCCAGGUACCCCACCUGGAAGUGGCAGUUGAUCCUUUACUUCUCAAGGCUCUCAGAGUUCAUAGGGUCAGGACUUAGGGACCAUUAAAGAACCUAGAAAAGUCCUACCUUCCUGUAACUAUCCCUGACGAGCCCUGAGCCAGUGCAGUUACCUGGCACCUAGUAACCAAAAUACACUGAGAUCCAGGGAAACAUGCUAUAUAGAUAUAUCCCAUCGAGUGAGUAAACUUGUCUCAUGUACUUCUUUUUUUUUUCUUUCCAUCCUCAUUCAUAUCUUUACUGUCUCCCCCAGUUUCUCCCCAACUCCCCACUCUGUCCCUUGCUCCAUUCUCAGCCCUCCCUUCUGGGAGUGAUGCCCUUAAGCUCCCCUUCCUCUUUCUCAGAUUCCAGAUCCAUGCCUUUGCCCCUACUCCAGUCUCUCCCACUGGGCUCUUUUGCCCGCUUUCCCUGCCCACUCAUCUCCCCCUGCCCCUGUCCUGCCCUGUCUACCCCCGUCGCCCCUUCUCCUCUGCCCAUCACUAGGAUCCCACAGGUAUGGAUUCUGUGACUGCUUCGUUCUCUUCUCUCUCAUCUUGGUGGGGUCCAUAGCCAGCUCUCCUGUUGCUCAGAGAUGUGGAGGCAGUUGCUAAGAGACAGUGAUACGUCAGUACCUGGCCCUCGAGGAAAAAAAGGGAGCGAAAAAGGGAGAGAGGAGGGGGAGAGAGGGAAGCAAGAGGGAGGGAGGAGAGGACCUGGCGGAAGCCACAUACCCCAGCAGCCUCAGCACCAGCUGAGUUUCAGGAAGAAGCAAUGGGAUUCUGUGAACUUUCUUCUAAGCAUCCUCUCUCCGAUUCCCCUUUUGAGUAGAAGAAGGGAAAAGGCACAGGGACCACAGGACGGGGAACCACAGAGGAUGCUGCCCCGGGAUCCAGGAGCCAUGGAGGAGGAGAGGCCGGGGGAGGGGACGAGCCUGGGAGGCAAUCUGUUCUCCUGAAGCAGCAAGCGGGGAAUUCCAGGAUGAGGGAGGGAGACCCGCGUCUGCUGCCGAUGGAUGGCUGUGUCCUUGGAACAGAGGAAUUCUGCUUCCGCCUGCUGAACACAGAGUCCAGCCGCGGGAGAGAUGUGGGCUCCGGAAACCAGUCACCUGAGCUCUCCUAGCUGACCCUCAUCCUGCAUCCUGCACUUCAGGGACACAUGGCUUUUUCCAGCCGCAUCAGCCAACAGCAGGGCUCUCCUGGGGUCCUCUCCUCCCUGGGGAAAGAAGCCUCCCUGGGGAUUUCAGUAUACACUGAGGCUGAGGAUUGAGGUUUUCAGAGGCCCAUGGAGACCCCCUCCCCCACCGGGCUCCCUUCCCCAAACACCUACAAAGGACCCUCUUGGACCAGAGCCCACUGAGCCACCAGAGAAAUGGCCUCUGAGACCUUGAGUGCAGGAGACUCAGACACAGCCCUGGCCUGCUAAUCAGUCCCAGACUUGGGACAGGGACUAGGGGUUUUCAGAUGUGCCAGGACCUUUAAAAGGCACCUUCCACUUCCCCUCCCACCUCUCAGAUAUAGUUCAGAGAAGAGGAGCCAGCAGUCAUGAGCGAGAGGGGCACAGAAGACCUGCAGGGACCCUUCCCCAAUCUGCUGGCAGCUGGUCCUGCCCCAUCCUCGCCCCCUUCCUUUCUCAAGUUUUGAUCAUCUUCUCUGGUCAUCCCUGGGAGACCUCAGCUGGAUAUACUGUCCCCUAGGCUCCCAAGGGGACUUCCUGUGGAGCUCACCCAGGGAGACCUUGGGUGCUUAGUGUCUCCUGGGAAAGGCUUGAGCAAUGGUACCACGUGUUUCCAAGCCCCACCUUCCAGGGCUCUGGCCCUUGAUGCAGCUGCCUUUCUGAGCCACUGACUCUUGAUUCCGUGGACUCAGCCCCGGCCCCCAUGGGCUCCCUUCAGCACCGCGGUUGCCAGCAGCCUGAGAUGGGGGACACCUGGUUCCAGCUGCCCUGGCCUGGACCCCGUAACCCAGCCGCGCUAUUCAUUUCCCUUCUGCUGGUGGCUGGGGCGAUGCCCUCAGAGGCGGGCACCAGCUGCCCGGUCCUUUGCACAUGCCAUAAUCAGGUGGUGGACUGCAGCAGCCAGCGGCUCUUCUCCGUGCCCCCAGACCUGCCCAGGGACACCCGCAACCUCAGCCUGGCCCACAACCGCAUCUCCGCGGUGCCACCCGGCUACCUCACGUGCUACAUGGAGCUCCGAGUGCUGGAUUUGCGCAACAACUCCUUGGUAGAGCUGCCUCCGGGCCUCUUCCUCCACGCCAAGCGCCUGGCACACCUGGACCUGAGCUACAACAACCUCAGCCACGUGCCGGCCGACAUGUUCCAGGCAGCCCACAGCCUCGUGCACAUUGACCUGAGCCACAACCCAUGGCUGCGUCGGGUUCACCACGCCUUCCAGGGCCUGGCGCAGCUCCGGGAUCUGGACCUCAGCUACGGCGGCCUGGCCUUCCUCAGCCUCGAGGCCCUCGAGGGCCUGCCGGGGCUGGUGACCCUGCAGAUCGGUGGCAACCCCUGGGUGUGUGGCUGCACCAUGGAGCCCCUGCUGAAGUGGCUGCGGAACCGUAUCCAGCGCUGCACAGCGGAUUCUCAGCUGGCUGAGUGCCGGGGCCCCCCCGAAGUCGAGGGCGCCCCACUCUUCUCCCUCACUGAGGAGAGCUUCAAAGCCUGCCACCUGACCCUGACCCUGGACGAUUACCUCUUCAUCGCGUUCGUGGGUUUCGUGGUCUCCAUCGCAUCCGUGGCCACCAACUUCCUCCUGGGCAUCACAGCCAACUGCUGCCACCGCUGGAGCAAGGCCAGUGAAGAGGAAGAGAUUUGACAUGGGUGCCUGGUGACGCUCCACGCUGCCGACCACCACUGCCGCUGGCCACUGGACCCCCUCCCCGGCUGCCCGCUCUGGCUCUGUGGGGCCCUGUCCACCUCUGUCAUGGCUCGAACAAGGUCAGGACUCCACCUUUGUGUGAGCUUCGACUGUGGGCCAGGCACUGUGCUAGGAACUGGGACCACUAGGUGAAUCUGACCUAGACCCCGCCCCUCAAGGCACUUACCUCUGGUAGAGGACAGAGAUUCCAAAACUCUUCCCUUUAAGACCUUUCAUCAGCACACUAAGCACAUAGUCACGGAAGCUCAGAGGAGGGCUCAUCACCCGUGUCUAGAAAAGUCCAAGAGAAUUACAAAGUGGCUUGUAAACUGGGUCAUCCAAAAAAAUGUCUGCUUUGCCAGUAGACAAAGAAAGGCAGAUAGGAGCAAAUGACAGAGUCCAGGGUACGCAUGGUGGGUUGAGAACAGUGAACAAUCCCUGUGACUUCAGUGCACGGAGGAGAAUGGCGCAGGACCAAAACUUUCCCCCUGACACCCAAUCUGUCAGCUCUUGGCGCUGCUCACCACUGCCUCUGAGGCGGGAGCGAGGAGAAAACCUCCAAGCCAGCCCCCUAAGCCUCCUGCUACCCGCAACUGCCAGCUGAGACCACCUUCUGUGGAUGGGCCCCCAUCCCCCAUGGCCACUCGCAGCCUGCUGGUGGGGUCCCACGCAGCAAAGUGAGGAUGCACAUCUUCAGUGCCCUUUCUCUGUCCCUGUCUCCUGCCUCCCACUCAAGCUUGGGCUUCAGAAGAGGGGAGCAGGAGGCCCAGCAAUGGGGCAGCAAGACUCCUGGACCCCCGGGACUCUAAUCUUGUGACUGUUCUUGCCACAGUGCUCAAGCCAAGGGGUCUCGCCAGGGAAGUGCACCGUGGGCUGCAGCCCUGUGGCAUGAUGGUACCCAGGACUGAAAGAGGAGAAGGCCACUACAGUUGUGACCAGGGGAGGAUUGGUUCUGUCCUCUAAGCAACUCACCCAUUUAAGGGUAAGGGUGAGAGAGCUGUUAAUUAAUUACCAAGCACUUGCCAGUGUCGGCCACUGUGAUAAGCUCUCUCCUAGACAAUUCCCUUUAACACACACAACCAUCUUUCUUGGGUGAGUGUUGUUGUCCCCAUUUUACAGAUGAAGAAGUCAAGGCUCUGAGAAGUUAAAUCACAUGCGACUUCAGGAGCAAAAUACAGUCUGUGCUCGUUCUACACCCUCAUCCAAGUUGGGGAACGUCGCAGUUCCCUCUAAAGUUAUCUAGGUUCAGAUUCAAGGAGUGCUGAUGAAGCUCCCAGAAAGGACCCGGCACCCCCCUGGGUACUGUUAUUACCUGUUGAUUCAUAUACUUCAAUCCUCCCAUCAAGACUGCCUAGUGGUUUUUUUACAUUUAUUCCCAUUUUACAGAGUUCAUUAUAGGGAGCUGAUUAUCUCACCCAAGCUUAUCUGGAAAAACUCUAGAAGGAAGGUGAUAGGCCGUUCUAUUCAGGGAAACAGUGUCUAAUCAAUCAGUCAAAAAAUCAAGUGAUUUUAUGUGCAAACACAGCUGUCACCAUCCACGUUGUCAUCUUUGUCUUUGCCAUCAGUUUUAUCAUCUUCCUCAUUAUCUUCCCGGUAUUUGUUCAGUGCUGGACCGUUUGUGAAGUGCUUUGGCAUCAUUCUCCUCGACUGUUCACAACCUUGUGUAGGACACAAACCAAACAUAAUUACUCCAGUUUUUCAGGUGGAAUAAUGGAGACUCAAGAACAGGUGUGACUUGCCUAUGAGGCACGGCUGGGACUCAGAUCUAACUUGAUCUGUUUCCAAGGAGGAACAAAAUGCCCGGGAGAGCUGGGAAGUGAGGCCCUAGGAGUCAGCUGCCAUGAAGGGCUUAGUAGAUCAGCUAAAUAAAGAGCAGGAAUAUGAGAUUUAGAUGUGCUCAUACUGGGGCAAGUCGCAGCCUCUGACGCAGAGAGACACAGAUAAUAACUGAAUAGGAGACACCUGCCCUGCAGUAUGUAAAUAACGCAUUAGAACCGAUGGCCAUGGUGGCAGCAUACAAAAAAUAAGACCUCUGGGAGACAGGAGAGAAAGCUGUGUUAACCCAUCCUCCUUGAACCCUGCUGUGCUGUGUUGCAAGAGAUACAGGAGGGGCAGGAAGGCGGUGGGGUAAGAACCUCUGGGGCUAGGAGAAGACUUCAAGAUACAGUCCAACAUGUUGGCAAGGCUGUCUGGGAUGAGAAUUAAAAACAGGGACUUUCUACCUUGCCCUCAUCUCCAGCAACUUUGCGUCACUCAUCCUCCUGUGAAAGGAAUGAAGGAGAAUAACACACCAUCUUCUAAAUACUCUUCCCCUACUCAUGCUUCCCUGAGCUAGUCAAUCAAAAGAGUGCCCAAAACUUGGCUAGACCUGGGAUACUUGACUCUUGUGUCCCUGCAUCCUACUUACAGCAUCUGGGCCAGCACCUCGCUCCUCUAACAGCAAGAACAGAACUGUGCCCCCGCUCUUUGUCUGCUGUGUCCAGGGAUGGGCAGACUAGGGCUGCUCUCCACAGGUCAAGCUGGCAGUCUAAAGUACUGGGGAGGAACUUUUUGAAAUAAUAGUCCUGGAGUUCCCGUCUUGACGCAGUGGUUAACGAAUCUGACUAGGAACCGUAAGGUUGCAGGUUUGAUCCCUGGCCUCACUCAGUGGGGUUAAGGAUCCAGCGUUGCCAUGAGCUGUGGUGUAGGUCGCAGACGCAGCUCGGAUCCGGUGUUGCUGUGGCUCUGGUGUAGGCCGGCAGCUGUAGCUCGGAUUGGACCCCUAGCCUGGGAACCUCCAUAUGCUGCGGGUGUGGCCCUGGAAAAAGACAAAAAAAAAAAAUAGAAAUAACAGUCCUGACACACGUAGUUAAACCUCCCCAGAGGGACAGCAUAUACAUUUAUCAUAAUCUCUUAGAGAUACCAGUUUGUUGAAAUAUAGUUAACAUAUUUUAAGACAUGUAAUUUUUUGCCUAGAACCAGACCAAACAAGCCAGCCCUUGAGAGCAAAUGUCCUUUCUGAUAAUACUGUUUAGUUCCCAUCAACAGCAAGCUUUUCUGAGUAGGAUACAGGCCUUCAAAGAACAGAUGCUUCUCCAGCUACUAGAAGGUCACAAUGUACAAAGCAUUUAACUUCCCUGUGGCCAAGGAGUUCUCUGCUUCUCCCCUGCCACCACCACCAUCUUUUGCAGCCUCUCAGAAGCAAGCUUCUAGAAGUACUCUUCUAGAGAUAAUCUAACCGUCCUGGAUGGAGCUGUUCCCACAACCCUGCUAACCAGGAACCCACGGUAUUGCUCCUGCAAGGCUUCAUUAAUUUUUCCAAACCGGUUGACAUGUAAGUGGUGGGGUAUCUCUGAGUCCGUGUGUCUGUUCAUGAAGUUCCAUGAAUGCUGCAUGUCAGCUGAUAUGGGGCCCAUCUCUCUGGAGCCUGAGUUCAAGUUCACUGACAUGGUCUUCUUAACUGCCUGUUUAUUGUAUCACUUACGACACUAGGAUGGAGUCAUAUUAGGGCUGGGGUAGGAAUAGCUGCUCAGAAAAUAUAUGAGGCAAAUAUGUGACCGAGGAGCCUAGUGACAACCUGACUUCUUCCCUCAGUUCUGUACCCCUCAGAGAUCUGUCCUCAUCAGAAGAAUACUUUAUGCCAGGCCUGAGGAUGACAAAGUUUAGCAAAGCAACAGGGCUAUGAUGCUCAAGGUCUGGGCCAAGAAAAUUGCUCUUUGGAAAAGCUUCUACAUCUGUACAAUACCACUCUGGACUGGUUGCCUCUGGUCACCCUAUGAUAAACUCUCACCUGUUUAUCUAUUCCUGCAGGGAUUCCCAGGAAACCCUGCAGAUAUAAGUCCCCUGAGUUGCUAUAGAGUUUGCUGGCUCCUUUCAAGGAACUUGGUAUAUGGAAUUUGAACAGACCAAGACAGCUACUUCUCCAACAGGAAGACCUAGAGCCCCCAUUUUCCCGAUAGCUGUCUUCAUUUAUAUCACUCUGACAUCCUUCCCAGCUCUAGAAGAGUAUAAGGAGACACCUUUGUCCAUGCCUCCGAAGAACAUCUUCCCAAAGCUAGAGGAGCUCAUCUGCUCUCCCUACUCCAGAAGGAGGCCAAAGGGAAGUGAGGAAGGCAAGUUGCAAGGUCCUUUGCAAACCACCAUCAUGUUUGCCACAGCACUGGGUGGAGAGCUCCGGAUCCACAGAGCUCUCAAAUGUGGAGUGCUGACGUCUGGGGGCGGGAGGGUUAGGGUGGGAUGGGGAAAGGGAAGAUGCCAACCUUUGUAUGGAGAUGAUUUUAUAACCAUGCACUUUUGUAACUGUGCAGAAUUUUUCAUAAAUGUACAUUAAUAAUAAAGAGUGUAUAGUUUAACAAA
Molecule: messenger RNA, 7608 nt
Organism: Sus scrofa (pig)
Lineage: Eukaryota; Metazoa; Chordata; Mammalia; Artiodactyla; Suidae
Gene: LRRC55
Product: leucine rich repeat containing 55
Cellular component (GO): voltage-gated potassium channel complex
Molecular function (GO): voltage-gated potassium channel activity; transmembrane transporter binding; potassium channel activator activity
Source: RefSeq, a predicted model, not a curated record